ACUCACCUGAAGUCAGUGUAGGUGUGUUGCUCGUCCAAACAGCCGCUGCCCAUAGAAGAGAAGAGCAGAUGGAGGGCGCUGGGCUCUCUCCAAUGGUGGUGGUAAUGGUGGUGGUGAUGGUGGUAACGGUGAAGAGUCAGGGGGAGUAUGGUAUCAACCAGGAGAGCCUCUCGAAGACGAUUAAUGGCUGCUCUUCGCCCCUGACGAAACACUUCUGGUCACCUGGCAAACUUACCGAGAGGAGCAACAGCGUCACUGUCACGUCAGGAGUACUCACGGGUCCGGAGGGAUCGCAAGCUCAUAUAGCAUGCAACGACAACGAGUAUCUGUGGGAUUACAACAAAGACACGAAGGAAUUGAUCAAGGUGUCCUCAGUGUGGCUGAAGUGCGAACUGGGCAGCUGGGUACCUUAUCACCUCUCCAGAAACUUGAGCAGGACAAAGUACGGCUUGAGGUUCCCCGGAUGCUCCUCAGGCUGCCCCGUAACUUUCAGCGUGGACCAUGCCAGUAUGGAGGUGAGGGUGGAGAGCCAACAAGUGGACAUUUUGCCGGAAGAGCUGUGGGAGGAACAGGACGUGGAGCUCGAGUGUCUGGUGGAGGGACAUGUUGUGAUUCCUCCUGGCAAGACAUCCAUCCUCUCUUUCAUCUGCACCCGCGAUCCUACCACUGCCAUAUUGCAUUUGGCUUACCACGAGGACACGAAACACGUGGGUGUAGCCGAGAAAGACCGCUUUAUUUGCAGUCCUUUCAGUGUCUCCACCAUCCCCGCCACCACUACAGCCACCACCUUCACUACCAAAGUUGUCAGUACUCAGAUCUCCACCGCUACAUCAAUACCUACCACUACCGACACCACGACCACUACAGAUGUUCCUACUUCACCUUCCACUACUUCUGAUGCUACUACUACUACUAGUACUGAUACUACUACUACUACUACUACUACUACUACUACUACUAUUGAUACUACUACUGAUACUGCUGAUACUACUACUACUGAUACUACUACUACCACUGCUGCUGCUCAAGACUUUGCUUCUACGACGAUCACUACCACUUCACCUACUACUACUGACUCUGCUGCUACUACUGCCACUACUGCUACUACUACUAUAACUACAUCUGAUACUACUAUUACAUCUACUUCUGAUCCUUCCACUUCUAAGGAAACAACAACUCCUACUACCACUGAAACUGUAAUUCCUAUCACUACAACUGGAUCUAUUUCUUUAAGUCUUCCUCCUCCUCCUCCUACUACUACUACUACUAUUCCUACUCCUACUGACACUACUACUUCUACUGUUAUUCCCACGACGAGUAUCACAACCACUAUGUC
This is a messenger RNA of Portunus trituberculatus (swimming crab), 1336 nucleotides long. RefSeq lists its product as uncharacterized. NCBI's taxonomy places the organism in Eukaryota, Metazoa, Arthropoda, Malacostraca, Decapoda, Portunidae. The record is from RefSeq and is a predicted model, not a curated record. Bases 308 to 898 code for a protein of 196 amino acids. The transcript is spliced from 6 exons.